AUGUUUGCGCUACGAAAUCGAGCGCCGUUGCGCCCUCUGGGGUCGCUCAGGCGCAUGUUCUCAACUCUUCCAAACAAUGAAUUUAUUCGCGUCUUCAAGGAUCCGGCGUCUACGUCUAGUAUCCUGACCUACCUAGACAGUGAUCCUCCGUCAAAGCGCCUGGCCAUUGGCACGACUACGGAGCUACCACCGACGCCUCGGAGCUUCACCGAGAACAAGCAAUUUCUACAGAUUUUGGACCGGGUGCUUCGCGAAUACGGCCAUCUUGACGAUGAUGUUAUUUCCCAAGCCCGCACGCUCGCCAGUCCUCCCCAGUUCCAGUUCAGUCCUGGCGGCGGAAGCCCCCGGCGCAAAGGCGGCGCCCGUUCCGAGCCGCAAGGCGCCAGCGGGCAGGGCGGCGCCGGAGGAGCAGGUGUCGGGUCCUUUGUUCAUCUAGGCGACCGUAGACACCCGCCCGAGUUUGGUAGAAUCGCCUGGCCCGAGGAUAUACUGGGAAGUGUUGAGGUCGACAACACGGGUGAGGUCUCGGGCAAGCUGGAACCAAGCGGCACCUACCGUCCAGUGACAAAUGACGGCAUCCUGGGCUUAAGCCCUUUUAUCCGAGGGAAGUUGAUAGAGCGCCUGAAGUCGGAGGAAGCCAAGGAGAAGAGGCAGUGA
Molecule: messenger RNA, 657 nt
Organism: Cordyceps militaris CM01
Lineage: Eukaryota; Fungi; Ascomycota; Sordariomycetes; Hypocreales; Cordycipitaceae
Exons: 3
Coding region: 1-657 (218 amino acids)
Source: RefSeq, a predicted model, not a curated record